Lachnellula hyalina is the source of this 4002-nucleotide messenger RNA. It is a transcript of the gene ro-3, whose product is annotated as Dynactin,150 kDa isoform. The transcript is spliced from 2 exons. The record is from RefSeq and is a predicted model, not a curated record. Lineage: Eukaryota; Fungi; Ascomycota; Leotiomycetes; Helotiales; Lachnaceae. Gene Ontology annotation, cellular component: microtubule associated complex; cell tip; spindle. Gene Ontology annotation, biological process: nuclear migration involved in conjugation with cellular fusion; establishment of mitotic spindle orientation. The coding region runs from base 1 to 4002 and encodes 1333 amino acids.
AUGUCUGACCUCAGAAUUGGCCAGACUGUUGAGCUAGCCGACGGCCGAAGCGCCAUAAUCCGUUUCGUUGGACAACCUCAUUUUGCGGCAGGCGACUGGAUCGGAGUUGAGCUCGAAGAUGACAGUGGCAAGAACGAUGGCAGCAUACAAGGAGAACGAUAUUUCGACUGCGAAAUGGGGAGGGGCAUGUUUCUACGGCCACCAGCUGUGCGGGUCACUGAGCAGCCAGCUGCUGUGCCGAAGCCUGCCCCUGCCGUCGCGAAGAAGGUGUCAAGACCCAGCACUGUCGCUGGUCGAGGUGCGCUGGGAAGGAGACCGAGCGCUGUACAAGAUAUAGCAGCUGGUAAAAGGCAAAGCAUGAAUGCAGCAAGUCCUACUCCUGCAAGUCGGGGCUCUCGUCCUUCUAGUAUGCUUCGAUCUCCCACAAAGUCUCCCACCAAACAGCUAUCCGCUGGAACAUCUACGGUUUCAACGCCAAGGACCGGAACUCCCUCAAAUGCUCGGGCACCAGCCGCAACAACCACGAAGUCACGGCCCAGCGCCAGCGUGAAUCGGACAUCUAUGGGCCCGCCAGCUAUGCCUGCAUCAAGGACAUCAAGACAAUCUCUUUCGGGCGGCCCAGGGGUGGGAAAUAGGGCGUCGAUGCCUCCCAACAAAAUUGCGAGCAAUCGAGUAUCUCUUGCCCCGAAACCGAAGCUACGCCCCGGAGUGGAGAGAGUCGGUCCAAUCGGUAGCCAGCUAAGCGGCGGUCAGGCAAGUGGGGGCAGCGGGCCCAAUACUCCGGUCGAUGACUCGCCGAAUAAGACAGAGAGUUUUGCCCCAAAGGCCAUGAGCCCGGUGCUUACUCGCGUUUCUGCUGCGGAACGUCGUCAAGCAUCUCCAGCUGCUCCUAGAAGCACGGGUUCCCCUGCGUCUCAAAGAGCUUCUGGUGUAAAUACUGCCGCCAACCGUGAGAUAGAAGAUCUCAAGACGAAGCUUCGUGUAAUGGAUAAGAAGCGGCAGGAGGAUAGGGAGAAGCUGAAAACCAUGGACCAUGAACAAGCAGAAAAGGAAAAGUUUCAAGCUUUAUUCAUUAAAGUGCGGGAUAAAGUCCUCCCCCAGCAAAAUGAAAUUACGGACCUUCGAAAGCAACUCAAGGAAGCCGAAUCCAAGUUUGAAUUCAUUGAGACCAUGCAGGCAGAGCAUGAAGAGGUGCUUGAAAUGGCAAUGCUCGACCGGGAGAUGGCAGAAGAAACAGCGGACGUAUUGAAAACGGAGUUGGACGCUCUGAAAGAGAAAGCGGAGAUGCUCGAAUUAGAGCUUGACUUAGCAAAGGAGGAGAAUGCAGAACUUGGCGGCGAAAUGAGCCCCGAAGAGAAGACAAACCAGGGUUGGCUGCAAAUGGAAAGGAGCAACGAGAGGCUACGGGAGGCUCUCAUUCGACUGCGCGAUAUGACGCAACAGACAGAAUCUGAAUUGCACGACCAAAUCAAAAGCCUAGAGGAAGAUGUGCGGGAAUACGGUGUCGUGAAGGAGAAAUAUGAAGCAGUCAAAGAAAAGCUGGCACAAUCUGAAGCUGGCAUUGAGGAUCUACGACAACAGCUUGACAAUGCUCUUGGUGCCGAGGACAUGAUCGAAGAGCUAACUGACAAAAAUAUGUCAAUGAGCGAGCAGAUCGAGGAGUUGAAAGUCACUAUAGACGAUCUCGAGAGCCUGAAGGAGCUAAACGACGAGCUCGAAAUCAACCAUGUUGAGACGGAGAAGGAAAUGCAAGAAGAUAUCGACUUCAAGGACACUAUUAUCGGUGAACAGACGCGUCGCGCGGCCCAACAGGAUGAGGCAUUGGAAGACAUGGAAUACACAUUGUCACGGUUCCGUGAGCUUGUCACAAAUUUGCAAAGCGAUCUGGAGGAUAUGAGAGCUUCACACGCAGUGACAGAGACUGAGUCUGAGCAGUUGAAUAGCCGAUCUCGGGCAAUGAUGGAUUUGAACAUGAAGCUUCAGGUCUCGGCGGCGAAGACGCAAGUGAAGACUAUUGAUCUCGAACUCCGACGACUGGAUGCGCAAGAAGCUGCCGAGCAUUUGGCCAUUGUGCAACUGUUCUUGCCCGAGGCCUUUCAUAGCGACAGAGAUUCUGUUCUUGCCCUUCUUCGCUUCAAGCGCGUUGGAUUCAAGGCGAAUCUUCUUCAUGGCUUUGUGAAGGAAAGGGUCAACGCCCAGCCACCUCUGGGGCAUGAGGAUGACAUUUUCUUCGCUUGCGACGCUCUCGAUAAACUUGCGUGGGUGGCUGCUAUGUGCGAUCGAUUCGUUAAUGCUAUUAGCCACUGCUCAACUGAGGAGUUUGCAAAAUACGAGGGCGCUUUGUACGAGCUAGAACCUGUGGAGAGAGCCCUCAAUGGGUGGAUUGAUGGACUACGACGAGAUGAGUUGAAAGAGAGGCAGUGCGCAGAUGAGUUGCAACGUACUAUUGCAUUAAUGUCUCAUCUGGCCGAAGUGCACAUUUCGAGCGGUCUUGCAAGCUAUGCCGAUGAUGUUCAUAUGCGCACCCUCGUCAUGCAGAGUCAUCUCGAAAAUGCUGCUGCUGCAAUGUCAGCCUUAAGAGCUAUCGUCCAAGCCGCUAUUCCUACCCAGGGUGAUGAGGAUGAGCAUGCUCAACAUUUUGCCAGAAAGACGGAGACUGUCAUUACAUCCACUCGUAGCGCCAAAGUAGUCGUUGGUAAAGCUGUCAGAGCACUUGAAGAUCUCAAGACUCGCUCCUUGUCUCUCACUUUUGAUACUAUCCAGACCUUUGAGCAAUGCGAAACCGCCACUCAAGAACUUGCUGGAUUUUCACGACAAAUUGGACAUGACAUUUGCACUCUGGUACAUGAAGAGGGAAGAACAGAUCCAUUUACUUACCUUGACAUACAGAGCACUGUACAUCGAACCACGACCAACUUGUUUGCUUCCAGCGAAUCUGACUUGUUUUCUACCUACUCCAACAAGCUCCGUACGCUGACUAGUUCUUUGAUGGAUCUCGCCGCUUUGACGUCAGAUCUUGAAAUGACCCAAGAGUUUGAACGUGCUUCCGCCCCAUGGGUUCUCAGAUCGCAAGAACUCAGAUCCUCGAAGACGGUAUCUGUGGACGCAGAGGCAGAGAUCCAUCGUUUGAAGGACGACAACCACGAACGAGCACGGCUGAUAGCCAUGCGAGAUCAAACUCUCGAGGAGUCUUCCGUUAAGAUAGAGCUUCUGGAGAGUCGUAUGAGAGAUGCGACUAAAAAGAAUGAACGUAUCACCGAGCUGGAGAAAAAGAUCGAAGAUGCCAAGAAACGAGAGACUGAACUCUCUGAGUCCAUUGAAACUCAAAAUAAGGACCUUGCUACCCUUGAAGCCGACCGUGAGAAGUGGAAGAAGGUUGCGGAAGAUACCAAAGCACUCGGCAUCGUAGCCCCCGGCUCCAAAGCCGGCAAAGAACGUGCCGUUGCUACAGCACGAGAAAUGGAAGCCCUUAAAACCGAAAUUGCUAGUCUCCAAGCUGCAGUCUGCUACCUCCGCGAGGAUAAUAGACGUGCGCGAGUUACUGGCUCAGAUGGUCUCGAAUUCCUCGCUGUUCCGUUGACAAAACCGAAAUCCACGGAAGAACAGCGCAAAGCUCUUGUCCUUGCAGAAGGCCAAGAUGUUCUCAAUGAAUUGCUUGAUCUUACCAGCACUGCCCAGAUCUAUGACUUCAACAGCAUCCCAAAAAAUCGCCUUGCCUGGAGACCAGCGAAAUCUACGCCGCAGUACCACGUCGCGAAACAGCGGGAAGAUUAUGAAGCUUGGAGUGGGUGGAAAGAUGCAGUGGUUAAGAAAGCAAAUGUGCUUGCUGAACGGAAUGCUAAUCGUGGGGUUGGGAUGGAGAAGAGGUCGAAAAUCAUGGCUGCCAGGGUUGCGCUGAGGCUACCCGACUUGGAGAGCAAGGGUGUGAGUAAGGGCAGGGAAGUUGAGAUCGUUGAUCCGGAUGACUUUGAGGGACUUAGGGGCAGACUUGGGUUUGUCUGA